UAAUGAGCUGUUUGCGGCCGUCAGGGAGGUGGUGCAAACCAUGACAGCGUUUCGUCCCCAGCUCAAGAAGAUCCAAAACACCUUGGGCAGAAUAGAACCAAUCAUUAGGAUUGGGACGAGUUCAACAACCGGCUGGACCGCAAUCCGAAAGAGUUGCGUCCGAUCAAGGACCUAUUGAAGAAAGGCAAAGGACUUGUCCGGAAGUGCUCAAGUAUCCACCGGUUCAACAUGCGCAAGAAGUAUACGCACUCCAACAAGCUCAAGGCAUUCAAUGCAGAAUUAAUGGGGGAUUUCAAGCUUUACAUCCAACUGCUGGACGCGAGAAACAACAGCGAGAUGUUGUGGGAGGUGAAGGAGAUUGGGUUAGGAGUCAAGCAGUUGAUCCUUUCCAGUCAAGAGAACGGCGGGGCCCUAAAGAGCGGAUUUGGGGCUGCGGGCAACCUCGCGGUCCCUGACGCGCCUGAUUUCAUUGUUGGGUCAGUGGUGGAGGCGUCCUUGUGGAAGCUCAGGGAGCAUUUGCUGGAGGAGGGAGUGUCUGUGAUUGUUGUGACCGCUUCGGGCGGGUGCGGGAAGACGACCCUGCUGAAGAAAUUGUGUCAUGACAAGGAUGUUGAAGGCAAAUUCAACAUCAUGUUCGUCCCUGUCUCGAAGAAGCCCACCCUGACAGACAUUAUCCGGAAAAUGAUUCAACAUAAUGGUUUAGAUGUACCUGAGAUUGUAACAGAAGAUGAUGCAGUUCGUUACUUGCAGCAACUGCUCAUCAAAAUAGGCCAAAAUCCUGUGUUGCUUGUGCUGGACGAUGUUUGGACUGACUCGCAAUCCAUAAUUGAGAAAUUUGUCUUCAAGAAGAUCAAACAUUACAAAAUUGUGGUGACGUCAAGAUAUGAAUUUCCUAAUGUUGAUCUUGUGCAUCACCUGAACCCAUUGCCUCAUGAGGAAGCCCUGGAACUUUUUCGUCGAUCUGUUACUGUCAAUGGUAGAAGGUUGGUUGCGCCGGAUGAUGAGCUCUGGGAUAAGAUAGUGAAACGCUGUAAGGGAUUGCCAUUGGCUCUUACAGUCGUUGCCAAGUCUCUCCGAGGAAAGGAUCGUUCGUUUUGGGAAACAAAGCUUCGUAAUUUGUCCUGUUUGGGUAUGGACAGUGACAUUCUAGAUUGCCUCAGAAAGAGCUUGGAUGACCUGGAUGGUAACACUUCAAUCAAGGAGCGUUUCAUGGACCUCGGCUCAUUUCCAGAGGAUCGCAAGAUCCCCGCCACUGCCCUUAUUGAUAUGUGGGUGGAGUUGUACAGGCAAGAUUUCGAUGGGACAUUUACCAUUAAUGACCUCCAUCAACUCUUUUACAGGAACCUAGCUGAUCGUGUAAUCACCAGGAGAGAUUCAAAUGAGGACGAGGACAAAUGUUACAACAACCUCUAUGCUACACAGCACGAUCUUCUCAGAGAGUUGGCUAUCAAGGAGUGCAACCAGGGGGACGUAGAGAACAGAAAGAGACUCAUUCUGGACUUAGCCAGAAAUAAUUUUCCCGAUUGGUGGAGCAAGCAAGAGCAACAGACUCUUGGUGCUCGUCUAGCGUCCAUCUCCAAAGGUUGGAACUUUGUCUUUCUCGAUUGGUGGAGUAAGCAAAAGCAACCGACUCUUGGUGCUCGUCUAGUGUCCAUCUCCACAGAUGGAACAUUCUCAACACCUUGGCCAAAUCUUCAAUUACCUGAAGUUGAGGCUCUUGUCUUGAACUUCGAGACCAACAUUCAAACCAAAACUUAUACUUUGCCGAAAUUCAUUAAGAAAGCAAAUAAACUCAAGGCUCUAAUUGUAACAAAUUACAAUUUCUUUCCAGCUGAGCUGUGCAAUUUCCAUGUCGUUGGGCCCAGUUUAAGGAGGAUCAGGCUCGAACGUGUCACAAUUUCUCUCCUAAGCAUGGGAAAGCUACGCCUGCACAAUCUGCAAAAGAUAUCAUUUUUCAUGUGCAACAUAGGGCAAGCUUCAACAUCAAACAACGCCAAAAUCUCUAAUGCAAUGCCAAAAUUAGUGGAGCUCAACAUCGACUAUUGCGAUGAUCUUGUGACGUUACCAGAUGGCAUCUGUGAGAUAAAGCCUUUGAAGAAGCUUAGCAUCACAAACUGUCAUAAUUUCUUUGCACUCCUUGGACAACUUGGGCAAUUGACCUCCCUCGAAGUGGUUAGGCUUAAUUUGUGCACAAAUUUGUUGGAAUUACCAAACUCAAUUGGAACCCUCCAAAAAUUGGUAUCUCUCAAUAUAUCUGAUUGCUUGAGCUUGAGUACUUUGCCCACUCAAAUUGUUCAACUGGUUAAUCUCAAGAGGAUAAACAUGAGAGGAUGUUUGAGGUUGUCUGUGCUACCACGGUCAAUCCAAAGGUUGAGAAACUUGAAGAAGGUGAUUUGUGACAAAGAAAGUGAAAUCUUGUGGGAGCCUCUCAAGAACAAUCUCAAGAGCUUGAAUAUAUUGGCGUCUGAAGAAGAGGCUAACUUAGAUUGGCUGCAUGAUUAAGAAGAGGGCGAUCAACCAAUGAUCUAUGGGCUUUAUCUA
Molecule: messenger RNA, 2541 nt
Organism: Eucalyptus grandis
Lineage: Eukaryota; Viridiplantae; Streptophyta; Magnoliopsida; Myrtales; Myrtaceae
Product: probable disease resistance protein At5g66900
Exons: 6
Coding region: 229-2502 (757 amino acids)
Biological process (GO): defense response to fungus
Molecular function (GO): ADP binding
Source: RefSeq, a predicted model, not a curated record